Molecule: messenger RNA, 1556 nt
Organism: Patiria miniata (bat star)
Lineage: Eukaryota; Metazoa; Echinodermata; Asteroidea; Valvatida; Asterinidae
Gene: rplp0
Product: 60S acidic ribosomal protein P0-like
Exons: 10
Coding region: 148-1089 (313 amino acids)
Biological process (GO): ribosomal large subunit assembly; ribosome biogenesis; cytoplasmic translation
Cellular component (GO): cytosolic large ribosomal subunit
Molecular function (GO): structural constituent of ribosome; large ribosomal subunit rRNA binding
Source: RefSeq, a predicted model, not a curated record
AUCGUACUGCUAGAACAUCAACGAGACGAGGUUGCUUACACGCCGACGUGUGAUGUGCGCGCCUAGACGAAAUUCAGUCUUUUGCAAUUUCAUCGUAACGAAGAAUUCUGUCUUUAAACCAAGAGGCAAUCCCUGAGACACAUCAAGAUGCCCAGGGAAGACAGAGCAACAUGGAAGGCCAACUACUUCCUUAAACUUGUGCAACUGUUCGAUGAAUAUCCAAAGUGUUUCAUUGUUGGUGUAGACAAUGUUGGCUCGAAGCAGAUGCAGCAGAUCAGGAGUUCUUUGAGAGGCUCCGCAGUGGUUCUGAUGGGGAAGAACACCAUGAUGCGCAAGGCCAUCCGAGGACACUUGGAAUCCAACCCUGACUUGGAAAAGUUGCUUCCUCACAUCAAGGGCAAUGUUGGCUUUGUCUUCACUAAGGGAGAUCUGAGUGAGGUCCGUGAAACCAUCCUUAAAAACAAGGUUGCUGCUCCAGCCAAGGCAGGUGCUAUUGCUCCUAUUGAUGUGUUUGUGGAGGCUCAUAACACUGGCCUUGGUCCUGAGAAGACAUCUUUCUUCCAAGCUCUGUCAAUCCAGACCAAGAUCUCAAGAGGCACCAUUGAAAUCCUGUCUAAGGUCCAUUUGAUCAAGGUUGAUGAGAAGGUAGGAGCAUCUGAAGCAGCAUUGCUCAACAUGUUGAAGAUCUAUCCAUUCUCAUAUGGUCUCAAGAUCUUGCAAGUAUGUGAAGGAGGUUCUGUGUUCCACCCAAGCAUCCUGGACAUCACACCAGAAGAUAUCCUAGCGAAAUUUUUUGAGGGAGUUCGUCGUGUAGCUAGUGUGUGUCUUCAGAUUGGCUAUCCAACCCAGGCUAGUGUACCACACUCCAUCAUUAAUGGAUUCAAACGACUCCUGGCCAUUGCAUGUGCAACUGAGAUUGAAUUCAAGGAAGCAGAACAGAUGAAGGCAUUCUUAGCUGAUCCCUCAGCCUUUGCUGUAGCAGCCCCAGUAGCUGCAGAAGGUAAAGAUGACAAAGCAGAAGAGAAGGCAGCGGAACCAGAGGAAGAGGAGGAAUCGGAUGAUGAUAUGGGAUUCGGUCUCUUUGAUUAGACCAGUACCAGUGUCAUUCUCUAACUCGUUACAAAUACUGGUUUGUCAGAUUAAAACAAAUUAUUUAAGUCUUUUUUAUGCAGGCCAAAAUCAAAUCAUACAUAAUUUCUGACAGGUUUACAUAACAAGAACAAAUAUGACAAGCAAAAACAUGUUACCUUGUUUGUCCUUUGAAAAAAAAAAUGUGCAUUGUUUUCUUAUAGUAAGUAAAGAAUUAAGACUCCAUUGAGAAUCCAUUUCCUGUCAUUUCUGCAAUUUUUUGUUUCAUUUGGAGCAGUAAAUAUUCCAUAAUGCAAGGAAAAUUAAGGUUGGCAGCAAGUAACAUGGUGAAACAUUGUUGCCACACUAUUUGAAGGAACAAUUUAUGGUUUGAAAUGUUUUUCUUUGCAACUGACCAAGCAUCUGUAUGUGUUAGGGAGCCCAAUCCAGUGUGAAAUAAACCACACCUGAAGAAUUCUGAACUCUCA